AUGGCUUCCCACAAAUCGUCCGCGUCGGCCACAAAAACACCCAGGAAGAACGGAAAAAGCUGCAAGCGCCGGAGAUCUCCCUCGUCUGACAAGUCCAGCCACACCAGUCGCUCCCAGAAAUCAUCCAGCUCCAAGAAACAGCGCAUUGAGCCUGCCCCAGAGACGCCCAAGCCAGAAUCGCAAGAGAUCGACAAGCUGGGGCGCGAAAUCGAAGAUCUUCGCAAAAUAUUGGACGCAAGUAAGCAACAAGCGGCCGAUGCUCAGGCAAGGUUCGAAGAGGUCCUGCAGAAGAAGUUGGACAAGUUUGAGGAGAAGAUAGACCACUUGCAGGGCAAGAUGGAUAGGCUUGACACCGACAUUCAGUAUCUCGGCCAGGAAUACAGGCGUUUGGUAGAAAACGCCCAGUAUCAUGAAGGAUUAGAAUAUCCUGGAGGAAUCGACUACCGUGGAACACUGUCGGAUUACUAA
Anthostomella pinea is the source of this 468-nucleotide messenger RNA. Lineage: Eukaryota; Fungi; Ascomycota; Sordariomycetes; Xylariales; Xylariaceae. The record is from the annotation of a GenBank genome assembly.